AUGUAUUUUCUUAACCGACUACACCUAGGACUUCUGGUGAACAAAAAACUAUCAGCCAUCUACUCUCUGUUCUCAUCAUUGGCCACAAUGACUGUACGUACCGCCGUACCACCGCCAUCAUCACCUUCGUCCAAUGUACACACGAGCACCAAGGCGAACCUGAUAAAAUCCAAAUCCUUUAUCUCGGAUAACGAUAACCCUCUAUCACUUUGCUAUCAUCACCGCAGGCUCCCUUCGUUCUCACAAUCCUCACCGGUACUAUCACUGCCCGACGAACUCCUCACCGAAAUCUGCGAACGACUUUCGCCCGAAGAUUUGUACUCCCUCUCCACCGUGUGCAAGUCUCUUCGAAGCUUCCUGUGGUCAUCAAGUUCCAUGGUGACGCAACAGAUAUGGAGGAAUUCGAGGAAGGCCUUUUACCCACAAUAUAAAUCACCUCCAUUGAAGGACAUGUCGGAGCAGCAAUACAUUUUCUUGGUGGUGUUGGCAAAGAAAUGUCAAUUCUGCGAGGAGAGCGAUAAGAAGAAGCUAAAGAAAUAUUGGGAGUUCCAGGUUUAUUCAUGCGAAAAGUGUUUGGAGAGGAGAAUCGCCAGGUGA
Acaulospora colombiana is the source of this 597-nucleotide messenger RNA. The record is from the annotation of a GenBank genome assembly. Lineage: Eukaryota; Fungi; Glomeromycota; Glomeromycetes; Diversisporales; Acaulosporaceae.